Manihot esculenta (cassava) is the source of this 2518-nucleotide messenger RNA. RefSeq names its product dihydroorotate dehydrogenase (quinone), mitochondrial. Lineage: Eukaryota; Viridiplantae; Streptophyta; Magnoliopsida; Malpighiales; Euphorbiaceae. The record is from RefSeq and is a predicted model, not a curated record. The transcript has 14 exons. Gene Ontology annotation, biological process: 'de novo' pyrimidine nucleobase biosynthetic process; pyrimidine ribonucleotide biosynthetic process. Bases 739 to 2106 code for a protein of 455 amino acids. Gene Ontology annotation, molecular function: dihydroorotate dehydrogenase activity. Gene Ontology annotation, cellular component: cytoplasm; mitochondrial inner membrane.
CGCUUUACUUUUUUAGUGCUUUACUUGAUUCCUUCAUUAUCUUACCAAGGCUGUAUGAAGGCACAACACCAUAACGCUAACUAGCUACGGCCGCCGUUCUCCAUCAUCAUUCACUGUCGACGUCGCUUUCUUCUCAACUUCGAAGUCAUUGCCGUUAAUCGGCCAUCAUCGAGACAGGCUACUGUGUUUAAACUGAAGGAGCAAGGAACCCUAAAUAGCUGUCGACUUCUUCCCUUUGUCCAAUUCGUUUCGCCUAUUACUUCUGGGUCAAGUCAGGUUUGCAUGGGUUUGGGUGGGCAGUAUGCAGGCAUAGCAAUUGGAUAUGGGUGGGCAGUAUGCAGGCAUAGCAAUUGGAUAUGGGUGAGGAAGGAUAGCAAGGGCAUGAAUACUAAUCUGGGCUAGGGAUAGAUUCAAGUCGUAGAGAUGUUAAACUCAUUUGGAUGUCAAGCUAGAUCAUCCUCAACUGAAGUUGUGAUAGAUCUGGUUAAUGGCUGACAUAUGGGCUUGGCUGUGACUGAUUUUAUGGUUAUCUCACUUCCUGCAAUAAGUCAAGUGCAGUCCAUUUGUGAAGAACAAAGGGCACAAGUAAUAGGGGUGUCUGGGACACCAACAGCAGCUCCUCUGUUCAUCUCUCCUUGUAGCAAAGCUUCUCCUAUCCUCUCUUUCAAGUUCUGACUGAGAAAAAAGAGCACAAAGCCUUCUUCUGACACAUUUUGCUGAAUUGGGUUGUUCUUGAUUAUGGCUGUAAGGGCUACGAGGCGAUUAUUGAGAGAUGUUUUGUACAAAAGGGUAAUUUCAACUCCUGUUGGAGGUGUUAGACACUGCUCUUCUAUCGCAGAAACUCCUCCUAAGAUCCCCCACUUUUCCAGAAAAGGAAGACUUUUGACAGGAGUAACCAUAGGAUUGGUCAUUGCUGGAGGAGCUUAUGUAAGUACAGUGGAUGAAGCUACUUUCUGUGGUUGGCUAUUCAAUGCAACAAAACUUGUGAAUCCAUUUUUUGCCCUCCUAGAUGCUGAAGAUGCUCAUAGGCUUGCUGUUGCAGCUGCUGCUCGUGGUUGGGUUCCAAGGGAGAAGAGGUCUGAUCCAUCUAUUUUAGGAUUGGAGGUGUGGGGAAGGAAGUUCUCCAACCCUAUAGGUCUUGCUGCUGGCUUUGAUAAAAAUGCUGAGGCUAUUGAAGGCUUGCUUGGGUUGGGUUUUGGCUUUGUAGAGGUGGGCUCUGUUACCCCUGUUCCACAAGAGGGUAAUCCAAAGCCACGCAUUUUCAGAUUGCGCAAGGAAGGUGCUAUUAUCAAUCGCUGUGGAUUUAAUAGUGAAGGCAUUGUUGUUGUCGCAAAGCGAUUGGGUGCACAGCAUGGAAAGAGAAUGUUGGCUGAAACUUCGAGCACUUCGGCUCCCCCAAGUGAUGGCAAGAAACAUGGAGGCAAAGCUGGACCUGGCAUUCUUGGUGUUAAUCUUGGAAAGAACAAGACAAUUGAAGAUGCUGCUGCAGAUUAUGUACAAGGGGUUCAUACGUUAUCCCAGUAUGCUGAUUACUUGGUUAUUAAUGUUUCAUCACCCAAUACUCCUGGAUUACGUAUGCUUCAGGGAAGAAAACAAUUAAAGGACCUUGUUAAGAAGGUUCAAGCUGCUCGGGAUGAAAUGCAAUGGGGUGAGGAAGGCCCACCUCCUUUACUUGUAAAGAUUGCUCCGGACUUGUCUAAGGAAGACCUUGAAGACAUUGCAGCAGUUGCUCUUGCACUCCGCCUGGAUGGUCUGAUUAUUUCAAAUACAACCAUAUCAAGGCCAGAUUGCAUAAGGCAGUCCCCAAUGGCUGAGGAAGCUGGUGGUUUAAGUGGAAAACCUCUAUUCAAUCUAUCUACUAAUGUCUUAAAAGAGAUGUAUAUUUUGACAAGGGGAAAGAUUCCUCUAAUAGGUUGUGGGGGUAUUAGCAGUGGAGAGGAUGCAUACAAGAAAAUACGAGCUGGGGCUAGUCUUGUUCAGCUUUAUACAGCAUUUGCCUAUGGUGGACCUGCCUUAAUUCCUCAGUUGAAGGCUGAACUGGCCGAAUGCUUACAAAGGGAUGGUUUCAAAUCUAUCCUUGAAGCAGUUGGUGCAGAUUAUAGAUAAUACCAUCUGUGUUGCCAUAUCUCUUUUCCAGAAUGAGUGGGAAGACAAACUUAUAUUAAGCAGGGCUCACACUAUACAAAAGGUCUUGUAGCUGUCUUUAUUUCAUUUAUCAAGCAAUAAAUUACCUGGUGCCUAAAGUUUUGUUUGGGCUUCACCUCUCAAGAACUCUGUUUUUGUUGUUCCCUUUUGGUUUGUGUGUUUAGGGUUUAGGGUUUAGGGUGGUGGAGAUGUUAACUUGCCAUUUUUGGGAGUGAUUUAGUGGUGAAGAUGAACAAUAAUUGCAGUAAGGCGUGCUUUGAUUGAUAUCAGUGGAAUAUGUCCAUUGGUGUAUUGAUGAGAAUUCCUGUAGAAGCCAUGUUUUUUUUUAUUAUUAUUAAAAAAAAAAUGCAUUCAAAGGUUUUGAACAGGCUCA